UUCAACUACUAGAUGCCAGAAGAGCUGAAAGGAUCAGCCAAAGAUCUGAGGAAAUCCAGUUGAGAAUCGGCAUCCAUCUCUGAAGCUGAAGAAUAAAUUCAGGACACAGCGGUGCUCUGUGUUGGCCUGACAUCCAUGUGAAAGGAGACCCAUCAGCUCUAAUCUUCGAAGGAUUUAUCACCACCUUGAACCCAAAAUGAAGGCAUUCAGCAUUGCAGUUGCAGUGACACUCGUGCUCGCCUUUAUUUUCAUUGAGGAGAGCUCCGCCGUCCCGUUCACAGGGGUUGGAGAGCUGGAGGAGGCAGGGGGCAAUGACACUCCAGUCGAGGCACAUCAAGAGAUGUCAAUGGAAUCGUGGAUGAUGCCAAAGCAUGUCAGGGAAAAGCGCCAGAGUCACCUCUCCUUGUGCCGCUACUGCUGCAAAUGCUGCAAGAACAAGGGCUGCGGCUUCUGCUGCAGGUUCUGAGGGUCGCCUGCAAUGACCGCUACAUUCUAAUUUAUUGUUUUUUCUCCUUCUUUACCUCUCCUUUUACUGAAUCUAUGGAAAAUGUUUUACAAGUGAAAUGAUUCAUGGAGCAGCACAAACAAGUGAAGCCUUUCUUCUAUUUAUUUUGUAUACUUCAGCUUUUUAACUUUUUUUUAAAAAAAAAAUGUCAAAUGGAUUUUUU
This is a messenger RNA of Fundulus heteroclitus (mummichog), 668 nucleotides long. RefSeq names its product hepcidin antimicrobial peptide (gene hamp). The coding region runs from base 197 to 466 and encodes 89 amino acids. The record is from RefSeq and is a predicted model, not a curated record. The transcript is spliced from 3 exons. Gene Ontology annotation, cellular component: extracellular region. Lineage: Eukaryota; Metazoa; Chordata; Actinopteri; Cyprinodontiformes; Fundulidae. Gene Ontology annotation, biological process: defense response to bacterium; intracellular iron ion homeostasis.